Messenger RNA from Megalobrama amblycephala (Wuchang bream), 614 nucleotides. It is a transcript of the gene tmem14cb, whose product is annotated as transmembrane protein 14Cb. Bases 116 to 445 code for a protein of 109 amino acids. The transcript is spliced from 4 exons. NCBI's taxonomy places the organism in Eukaryota, Metazoa, Chordata, Actinopteri, Cypriniformes, Xenocyprididae. The record is from RefSeq and is a predicted model, not a curated record. Gene Ontology annotation, cellular component: mitochondrial membrane. Gene Ontology annotation, biological process: regulation of heme biosynthetic process.
GACUUUUAUUUUGAAAGUCGCUAGUAUGCAAUGUUUCAGGAAGUAGAGAAGCUUUAGCUUUUUAGCAAUCAAAGCGUCUUUCUGUUUAAUUUGAGAGUUAAAUAAACGUGCAGAUAUGUCUGUGGAUUGGCUUGGUUAUGGUUAUGCAGCUCUGAUAACGAUAGGAGGGAUUGUUGGUUAUGUUAAAGCAGGAAGUUUUAUGUCUCUGGUUGCUGGGCUGAUGUUUGGCAUUGCAGCAUUUGUUGGUGCUUAUCAGAUGUCAAAAAAUGACAAAAAUAUCUGGGUUUCAAUGGGCACCACUGGAUCACUGACUGCUCUGAUGGGAGUGAGAUUUUUGAGUUCAUGGAAGAUGAUGCCAGCUGGACUCAUGGCAGGAGCAAGUUUAUUGAUGUUCCUGAGGAUUGGUUUUAAAGUGCUGCAGAAUUCACAAAAAAAGAAAAGAUGACACCAUUCAGAAACUACAUGCAGAUCCUGAGGACACAGAUAUACUGAAAUAGUUUCAUUAGGCAUUUUAUAUAAGAUAUAUGAAAAAGACAAUAAAAUAAUCAUUUUAUAAGUGCUUUCAUAAUUGUAAAUUAACAAAUUAUAGCAAAUAAAAUGUAUUGCAUUUCAAA